AUGCUGAGUUACUCAUCGCCGCCUCCAUCGGGUAUUGCUGCCAAGCCCAAGUCCAAGCUAAAGACCGUCGCGAAGCCGAAGGCGGCUGCUCCCAAGGCGAAGGCUGUUGGUGCUGUCGCUGCCAAGCCCAAGAUAGCUAAGAAGCCGAAGUUGAAGCCCGUAGGCAAGGCGGUGAAGACUUCCGCGAAGGCGACGCUAAUGAAGAAGGUCGUGAAGAAGGUGGCUGCCGUGAAGCCGAAGAAGACACAUGUGAAGAAGCCUAAGAGCAUGAAGACGCCGGUGAAGAAAGCGAAGAAAUGCGUCCCCGCUAAGCUGCAGUCCACCGCCAGAGUCCUUGGCUGGUCGCUGACGUGCGGUGUCUCCUUAGCAACCACCGAUGCCGUUCAUCUCAACCAGCCUCAUCAGCGCCACAUAAAUGUGAGCUAA
Messenger RNA from Eucalyptus grandis, 426 nucleotides. RefSeq names its product histone H1.11R-like. Bases 1 to 426 code for a protein of 141 amino acids. Lineage: Eukaryota; Viridiplantae; Streptophyta; Magnoliopsida; Myrtales; Myrtaceae. The transcript has a single exon. The record is from RefSeq and is a predicted model, not a curated record.